CCCGGCUGCACACAGGCGGAGGAACCGGGGCUUGGACACGGUCACAGAAGUGCGAGGACUCGGUCCACCGGUGUCAGCCCGAGCCCCAGCUCCCUCCUGCGGGACAGAAGUUUCUCAAACUCCGCGGAGAGUCGCCCAGCGGAGGAGGGAGAACCAGGGGCCCCAGCGCACCAGAUUAACCCGAGGGACAGUGCACUUCCCCCGGGGGCUGAGCUCUGAGUUCCAUCCGCCGGUUGAGCGGUGGUGGUGGGAUCCCACACCCCGGGCUCCAAGCAUCGCAUCGGGGCGUUUCUAACCCUCUUUCCUCCCCCUCUCUCCUCAAACCAAACUCAAACAUUUAUUUUCACCACCCUAACUUUCUCCCACCUGUCUGGGUGAGCUACCCCGCGGACGAGGAAGCCAUGGUCGGGGAGACAGAGGUGAAGGAGAGACCCAAGUCCAACCCGGACUAUCUCAUGCAGCUGAUGAACGACCGGAAGGUGAUGAGCUCGCUGCCCAACUUCAGCGGCAUCUUCACGCAUCUGGAGCGGCUGCUGGACGAAGAAAUCGGCCGGGUACGCAAGGACAUGUACAACGACACGCUGAACGGAGGCAUGUUCAACGGCCGGGACAUGGAGGAGCUGCCCGAAGCCAUCGGGCCCGUGGCUCAGCUGCAGGAGAAGCUCUACGUGCCGGUGAAGGAGUACCCCGACUUCAACUUCGUCGGGAGGAUCCUGGGCCCAAGAGGACUCACGGCCAAACAACUGGAGGCAGAGACCGGAUGCAAGAUUAUGGUGCGAGGGAAGGGCUCCAUGAGAGACAAGAAGAAGGAGGAGAUGAACCGAGGGAAGCCCAACUGGGAGCACCUGAGCGAGGACCUCCACGUCCUGAUCACAGUGGAGGACACACACAACCGGGCCAAGAUCAAGCUCCAGCGGGCCAUCACCGAGGUCAAGAAACUUCUUGUGCCCGCUGCUGAGGGGGAGGACAACCUGAAGAAGAUGCAGUUGAUGGAGCUCGCCAUUCUCAACGGAACCUACAGAGACGCCAAUGUCAAAAUGCCCACCGCAGCCUUCCAACUAGGGAACCCUCAGGCGCCUCGGAUCAUCACAGGCCCGACGCCCGGCCUGCCUCAAGGCAUGCGCAACCCCACCCCCGUCAACACACAGACCCUCAUGCCCCUGCUCCGUCAGAUCCAGAGCUCCGCCCUCGUGCCGGGAGGCAAUCAGCACCCGGCGCUGGUGCAGCAAGGGCCCGAGUCCGGAAUCAUCUACACGCCCUACGACUACCCCUACACACUCACGCCCUCCAUAUUGGAAUACCCGAUGGACUCAACUGGAGUAUUAGGUAUGGCUUUCCCAACCAAAGGCUAAGCGAUAGCAACCCUUCCUAGCACACACACGGACUGGCUUGCAGAGAGAGACCCCCCCCACACACUCAAAAAAGAAACCAUGCUUGUCCCGCAGAGCAAAGGCUCAGAUUUGCUCGUACUUUUAGAACGACAGGUUCCUCGACAGUCAUUCAGUAGUCAAGUGUCCAUUCCUGUUAAUUUCCUCUUUGUAUUAGCAGACUAGUGUUGUGGUGUGACAGCUACUUAACGUUUUUUAAUAGUCCAGCUUCCGCUUAUAAUUUUAACACAUUUUAGUGAACCCGUAGAUAUUUUAGCGCUGCUGUUUGUGAUUUAAUAUAUGUUAAAGCUUAUUUUGAUCACAGAACUAUAGAGUGACUUUACUUACAGCCGAUGUUGAAUCUACUAGUGAAGCUUAGUCAGAGAUUAGCGGUUUGGAUUAAUAUUUUCUUUUAGGUAAAACAGAAGACCACAAAACAACGAAGAACAAAAAUUCCGUCUCUUAUAAUCGAGACGUCUUUAUUUUUGCUAAUUUUUUCACCUUCAGCCUUGAACACUUUGUAAAUUCCUGGUUUCACUGAUGUUGGUGCCAUGGGUGGACUUGUUUGAUGUCUUUCUGAUGAGUAACCGUCUGUGUUCUGUUUUGGCGAUGUCAAUGGCUGUUAGCAGGUGCCAUGACCACUAAGGUACGACGCCACGACAAGAGAAUCCAUCCUUACCAAAGGGUAGU
This is a messenger RNA of Limanda limanda (common dab), 2057 nucleotides long. RefSeq names its product QKI, KH domain containing, RNA binding 2 (gene qki2). Gene Ontology annotation, cellular component: nucleus. The record is from RefSeq and is a predicted model, not a curated record. NCBI's taxonomy places the organism in Eukaryota, Metazoa, Chordata, Actinopteri, Pleuronectiformes, Pleuronectidae. Gene Ontology annotation, biological process: regulation of mRNA splicing, via spliceosome. Gene Ontology annotation, molecular function: mRNA binding. Bases 402 to 1352 code for a protein of 316 amino acids. The transcript has 7 exons.